Messenger RNA from Pseudogymnoascus verrucosus, 954 nucleotides. RefSeq lists its product as uncharacterized. The transcript has 2 exons. Bases 1 to 954 code for a protein of 317 amino acids. The record is from RefSeq and is a predicted model, not a curated record. Lineage: Eukaryota; Fungi; Ascomycota; Leotiomycetes; Thelebolales; Thelebolaceae.
AUGGAUUCAUCUUUGAUGUUCGAAGAUUCGACUACUAUCGAGCACAUGUCAACAUCGCAGUGCAUGGAAUUGGAAUAUUCUAAUAGCCUGCUAAAACAGGAGAGCAUCGCCAAGGACGAAAACUCGAGGCGCCUUCAACUUCAAAUCCUCCUGCUUCAAGAUGAUAACGACGAACUCCAGCGACAAGUAGCCAUGGAGAGCGAGCGAAACACUCAACUUGCCAAAGAGAACGAGCGAAACGCCCAACUUGCCAAAGAAAACGAGCGAAACGCCCAACUUGCCAAAGAAAACGAGCGAAACACACAACUUCCUGUCGACAACGACCAAAACACAGAACUUCUCCUCGAGAAAGAGCGAAAUACUCAACUUUCCAUAGAGAACGAGCGAAACUCUCAACUUCUCCUCGAGAAAGAGCGAAGCAUUGAAAAACUUACCGCCGAGACCGAGCGAAUCACCCGGCAACUUGCACUCGAGAAGGAACGGAGCGCAAAGAAACUUGCCCUCGAGAAGGAACGGAACACUCGACAGCUAGCCAUCGAGAGCGAGCGCAGCAUCCACAAACAAUCACUAGGAGGUCCAGCGCCAAUAAUCCCUGACGAAACAAAGCGCAACGUCCGCAAGAAGUCAUCUGGGGCUCCCGCGCCAAUAAUCCCGGAUGAACUAGAGCACAACGUCCGCAAGAAGUCAUCAGGAGCUCCAGCGCCCAUAAUCCCUGACGAAGCAGAACCCAAGAAGAAGAAGCGCAAGGUCUUCGGGGCGGCAAAGACGAUAUUUGACGAAGACUAUAACGAGGCAGACAAGCGACCAGCAAGGAUAUCCCUUGCCCCGGCUCUGGCUAAACCUGGAGGAAACCUUGCUUUCCUUCGCAAAAGCGGUGCGGGUAUUGCUAAUGCUGCGUUUUCACCAUUAAAAAAAGACAAGAGGGGUGGAAAGGCCGGGUUUCUUGGGGUUUAA